Trichosurus vulpecula (common brushtail) is the source of this 1749-nucleotide messenger RNA. RefSeq names its product endogenous retrovirus group S71 member 1 Env polyprotein-like. The record is from RefSeq and is a predicted model, not a curated record. The transcript has 2 exons. Bases 1 to 1749 code for a protein of 582 amino acids. Lineage: Eukaryota; Metazoa; Chordata; Mammalia; Diprotodontia; Phalangeridae.
AUGCCCGUCCUGCGCCCAAGUGAACGCAAAACAGGCAGAGACGCAGUCGCUGGGGCCAAGCUCUACUUGGGUAAUUACUACAGGGAACAGAUAGUCCUGCACUUUCCAAAAUCCCAAAGUCAUACAUCUCCCCCUCGAUACCCUUUUCCCCAGCCGGGCCCAUUUGGGGCCCCACCAGCAGAUGUAGGCUACCUGCUCUGUUCUACUUCAGGAUGCCCAACCACGUGUGCCUGCCCUUGUGUCACGGCCUACAACCUCCCCUUGACUGACCCUAUUGGCUCCCUGUGCAUCCCAGCGGGCAGUAUUGGGGGCUCAGAUCCAUUACUCCGCAUCCAUACAAUUGAGAGCGACCCUUGGCACCCCAAACUUGAUCUUAAAGUCCAAGACCCUGUCGACUCUGCCUGGAGAGCCACGGUCUCUCAGGUACUGGGACUCAUUAUCCCUCGGGAUAUCGUAGAGUUGGCCCACAUGGAAGAGACGGUGGCCCUGACUGUGGCCAAGAUGCCUUCACCAGGUCCCCGUCCCAUUGACCCAAUAGGUGAUCUGGCCAUCCCUGAUCCAUUAGUGAACUUAGCCAUCCCUGUCCCAACACCUAUUACUCAGGAACCCCACACCUAUCAGGUCCCCUUGCUUGCCCUUUUGUCAGCUGUUCAAAAGACACUUGAGAGUUCUAACCACAUGCUGGGCAAAAAUUGUUGGAUCUGUGUUAUGCCCCAGCCUCCUUACUAUGUGGGGGUGGCACUAAAUGCCUCCAUCACCCCUACCUCCAACACGGAGGACUGCCAGUGGAACCAACCACGGCUCACCUUUGGGGAUGUGCAGGGAACAGGCCUUUGCCUUACAUCAUCUAACACCACUUUAUCCAGUUCUCAGCAUGGCUUCAUUUGCAAACAAACUCAGGAGAUUCAGGCCUCCAGCUCAGACUACUUCCUGGCCCCUCCAGGAGCCUGGUGGGCGCAUCAUGAUCACCUUACCCAGUGUGUCUCUGCUACUGUGUUCCUCAGACACCAACAACACCCGGAGAGCCCCCUGUGCAUCUUGGUGGCCAUAAUUCCCCAGGUCUCCCUCCUCCCAGGUGAGGAAGGCUGGCACUAUUUUUCCCUUGAAGGGCAACUGAGUUACCGUCAAAGGCGAGCAAUACUACUCCUCAUCCCGAUCUUAGUGGGCCUGGGGCUUGUGGGCUCUGCCGCCACUGGAACGGCAGCCCUAGUCAAAGGGGAUCUCAGCUAUAAGGCCUUAAGUGCACAGGUAAACACUGACCUCUCCCACAUAAAGCAGUUCAUCUCAGUCCUAGAAAAACAAGUGGACUCUUUGGCAGAGGUGGUCCUCCAGAACUGCAGAGGCCUUGACCUUCUUUUUCUCAAGCAAGGUGGCCUAUGCGCUGCCCUCAGAGAGGCUUGUUGUUUCUAUGCUAACAACUCUGGGGUGGUGCGGGAAAGCCUGAGGUUGGUACGCCAAAAUAUUGCCAAUAGACAGAGGAAGCUGGAAAACUCUGAGAACUGGUGUCAGUCCCUGUUCUGUACAUCCCCUUGCCUCACUACCCUGGUGUUGGCCCUGGCUGGCCCCCUCCUCCUCCUCAUUAUAGCUUUGGUUGUGGGCCCCUGCCUCAUUAAUCGUUUUCUGCAAUUUGUUAAGUCCCGCAUAAACUCUGUUAAACUGCUGUUGGUUAGCGAUCUCCAUUACCGGUUUGCAAAUUCUAGUCCCCCUGAUUCUUGUAACGGAUCUCCUGAGAAUGUGUCAAGGAAUUGA